GACACAACAUGGCGGAAUAGGAGAGGCGGCCGAGGCGCCCGGAUACAGCGAGUAAAAGCGCAGGAGACUCGCUAGAUGUGCCCCGUCGAAGAGCAAGAAUUACGCCUGUCUGUCAGAGAGAGCCCGGGAAACUUUCAGGAAUUCGGGGCUCCUCUUUGACAUGUGAUUUGGGGGGGCUAAAAGCCAGCGAUCUAUCUAUCACCCCCUCUCCAAAUUGGCCGUCUGCACGGGAUCAUUCCUGUUACCCAGGCCCCCCACCCCGCACACACUCUCGCUUCUUGGGGUGUGUAGAUAGGGGCAGGGGAACAGAGCGUGGAGAAAGAGAGGAAAAUAUUACACAUUUCCCCCAAAUAUAAGGCCACACGCGUUGACAGGAGAGUCGCGGGAUCCUGCGCUCAUGAGUGACACAUGCUAGCUUCGUCCUCUCAGGCAGAAUGGGUGUGUCCCCGCUGCUUCUGCUCUGUAGUGCGGCCCUCUGGGCCCUCACCUCUGCACAGACCAUCCCCCCUACACCAGGUCCGCACCUCAAUCUGACAUUCCCAGAGGUCCCCGAAGUCCCUCCCCCAGCACAGAGCAAUGCCACCCAGCCCCCCACCCCCCUGGCAACCCCGGCCCCCACCCUGCCUCCAGCCCCCACCAUAGCCCCCAGGGCUGCCGAACCAAACCCCGACCCCGCUGACCCCCAGCCCCAGCCCGACCCAGUCCCAGACCCAGGGACAGGCACCCCGGCAGCCCCCACCCUCCCGCCGUCAGACCCUGCCGGGCCCCCUCCCGUGGACCCUCCAGUCCAGACCACACCUUCCGCGGAACCGCCCGCGCCCCCCGCCCCAAGCCCAGCUCCCACCACCAGCCGCCCGGGGGAGGGGGUAAUCCCGGACGGGAACACCACCACGUCGGAGCCGGAGGUGGUGGUGGAGACGACGGUCGCGCCAACAGACGAGGAUGACGGCGAGACCACGCCCUCGGAACCGGAGCCCGACCUGCCGGUCACCACGGAGACCCUGGCUCCGUACACCGACCCGUCUAACGAGAAUGAAAGUGGUGGCGGAGAAGAUGAUCCGGCCAUCAUUGCGGUGACGGUGGCCCUGUCCUCUCUCCUCGUCAUCAUCUUCAUCUUCAUCGUCCUCUAUAUGCUCAAGUUUAAGAGGUACAAGCAGGCAGGAAGCCACUCCAACUCCUUCAGACUGACCAAUGGACGAGCAGACGACACAGAGAUGCAGAGUGUUCCGCUAUUGGCCCGCUCGCCCAGCACCAACAGGAAGUACCCGCCCCUUCCUGUGGACAAGCUGGAGGAGGAAAUGAACCGCCGCAUGGCAGACGACAAUAAGCUGUUCCGGGAGGAGUUCAACGCGUUGCCAGUGUGUCCUAUCCAGGCCGCAUGUGAUGCCGCCUCUAAAGAGGAGAACAAGGAGAAGAACCGCUACGUCAACAUCCUACCAUAUGAUCACUCCAGGGUGCACCUGAGUCUGUUGGAGGGAGUUCCAGACUCUGACUUCAUCAAUGCCUCCUUUAUUAAUGGGUAUCAGGAGAAAAACAAAUUUAUUGCUGCCCAGGGGCCAAAGGAGGAGACGGUGAAUGAUUUCUGGAGGAUGAUCUGGGAACAGAACACAGCCACAAUCGUCAUGGUUACCAACCUCAAGGAGAGGAAAGAGUGUAAGUGUGCCCAGUACUGGCCGGACCAGGGCUGCUGGACUUACGGCAACAUCCGGGUGUCAGUGGAGGACUGCAUGGUGCUGGUGGACUACACGAUACGCAAGUUCUGCAUACAACAGGUGGGUGACGUGUCGGGUAAGAAGCCCCAGCGUCUCGUGACCCAGUUCCACUUCACCAGCUGGCCCGACUUCGGGGUCCCGUUCACCCCCAUCGGCAUGCUCAAGUUCCUCAAGAAGGUCAAGACCUGCAACCCACCGUACGCAGGAGCCAUCGUGGUGCACUGCAGUGCGGGAGUGGGGAGGACGGGCACGUUCAUCGUGAUCGACGCCAUGCUGGACAUGAUGGGCUCGGAGAGGAAGGUGGACGUGUUCGGCUUCGUCACACGCAUCAGAGCCCAGCGCUGCCAGAUGGUCCAGACAGACAUGCAGUACGUGUUCAUCUUCCAGGCCAUCCUGGAGCACUACCUGUAUGGUGACACCGAGCUGGAGGUGACAUCACUGGAGUCCCACCUGGCCAAGCUCUACGCCCCCUCGCCUGCCUCAGGCUGCGGGGGGAUGGAGGCCGAGUUUAAGAAGCUCACCUCUAUAAAAAUACAGAACGACAAGAUGAGGACGGGGAACCUGCCAGCCAACAUGAAGAAGAACAGAGUUCUACAGAUCAUUCCAUAUGAGUUCAACAGAGUCAUCAUCCCCGUCAAGAGGGGCGAGGAGAACACCGACUACGUCAACGCAUCCUUCAUCGAUGGCUACCGUCAGAAGGACUCGUACAUGGCCAGCCAGGGCCCCCUGCAGCACACCAUUGAGGACUUCUGGAGGAUGAUCUGGGAGUGGAGGAGCUGCUCCAUAGUCAUGCUCACCGAGCUGGAGGAGAGAGGACAGGAGAAGUGUGGUCAGUACUGGCCGAGUGACGGCGUGGUGGUGUACGGGGACAUCUCCAUCGAGAUCAAGAGGGAGGAGGAGAGCGAGAGCUACACCAUCCGAGACCUGCUGGUCACCAACAACAGGGAGAACAAGGCUCGUGCGGUGCGCCAGUUCCACUUCCACGGCUGGCCAGAGGUCGGCAUCCCCACGGACGGCAAGGGCAUGAUCAACAUCAUCGCCGCCGUGCAGAAGCAGCAGCAGCAGUCCGGAAACCACCCAAUCACAGUGCACUGCAGUGCGGGCGCGGGUCGGACGGGCACCUUCUGUGCCCUGAGCACGGUGCUGGAGCGGGUGAAGGCCGAGGGCAUCCUGGACGUCUUCCAGACCGUCAAGAGCCUCAGGCUGCAGCGCCCACACAUGGUGCAGACACUGGAGCAGUAUGAGUUCUGUUAUAAAGUGGUCCAGGAGUAUAUCGAUGCCUUUUCCGACUACGCCAACUUCAAGUAGAGGGUGGGGAGGGAGGGCGACUAUGCCAACUUCAAAGUGGAGGUUUGGGAGGGAGGGGUGCCUAGGGCCUGGUUGGCGGCGCAGGGUUGGGUUGGGUUGGGUUGGGUAGGGUGGUGUGGGGGAACUGGCACUGGCUACAGCUCAGCAUGGACAUGGUCGCGGAAAAGGGAAGAAGAGGAGGAGGGAGAGUGUGCAUGAAAGGACUCACAAUGGAUGAAAACAGAGAGAAAAAAGGGUGAGGAGAAAAAGAGAAGAGAAUCUAAACAGAUUGGAUGGAUGGACGGACGGACAGAGAUGAAAGAAAGAAGAGAAACCCAGAUCAGAUGCCUUCUUGGAUAUUUUGUAAUAUUGGUAAUGUUGAUCAAUGAUAUGGCCAUCCACGUCCCCCGUUCUCUCUUUACUCCUCUCCUGUGUUGUGUAUAUACUCCACCCGUUCACAUCUUUUGGCUUUUAGACGUCUCGUCUGCCCCCCACUCGCUCCCCCUUCUAGGGCUGCGCUUUUUAAAAGAGCCACCAUUUUUAACCCAGAAUGCACCCUGGUUUUACCCAGAAUGCAGCUGGCCAAGCUAGAUUGGACUGGAUUGGCCCAAAUUGGGGUUGGGGUUGGGGGGGUCGGAUGCCUCUCUAUCCCUGGACUGAGAAUCUCUACUUGGCUGGAGCAAAGCAAAGGGGAGGAUGAUGACACUAGGGCUUUGUUUUUGUUGCUUGCGUUUCUGCUUUUUUUUACUUUCCUCUUUCCAUUUUCAUUUCAUUUUAUUUCUGUUUUUAUUUUAUUGUUUUUUUUUGGGUUGAGUGACAAAACAAGGAAAAAAAUCUGUGAUUUAAAACGUGGAGCCUGAUUGGUGCUCGAGGAAGCUUUUUGUGUGUGACGGGAGCACCAAAGGUAGCCAAUCAAAAUGCAUCUUAUUAUUCUCAGCGAAGACACGCACACGCACACGCACACACACACACACACACACACACACACACACACACACACACACACACACACACACACACACACACACACACACACACACACACACACACACACCUCCAUAUACACACCCUUUUGUGACCUUAUGCUGUGCAGGAUGGGUGAUGCAGGUGGAUUGGUGAGGUUUCCCAGCCGUGGAAAUCAGAACAGGGUUCGAGUCUAGGUGUUGUGAGCUGCAUUUCAGAUAGACUUGACAUCACACACACACACACACACACACACACACACACACACACACACACACACACACACACACACACACACACACACACACACACAGGCAACAGUGGCGCCUCAGAUUUGGCAUUUACUCACAGCAUCCCCCAGGAAGCCCCAGAGACCACAUAGCACACACAGCAUAUACGCCUUCAAGCACAGCAAAGCAUAGCGCAGGUGCCACUCCCAUACAAUACUGUGUGCCAAAUGCAGACAACUGUCCCCACUCGUCUGCUGCCACCAGAGCAAAAAGGAAGGAAGUUAGUAAAGAGGGAAUAGAGGACAGGAAGUGGAGAGAUGGAGAGGAGGAGGAGCUACCGUAGCCUCUGCUCAGCCUGGUUUUGAGGUAAGGGGAGGUGGGUGGGUUUCUUAUUCACCUGCUUGUUGUACACUCCUCGUGUAGCUCUGAUUAUUUCAUCUACUCUCAAGCGUAAAAUCUCUCUGUGUACAAUUCCUACAGUAGCCCCAGCAUGGAGUGCCUGUCGUAACUGUGCAAAACUCUCCUUGCUUGUGAUGCGCAUUCGCUCAAAUACAACCAGGUGAUGUCAUCACUAUCCUAUAGAUUACUUUACUUUCUUAUUUUCCAGACCAUUAGUAAGCAAGCAUAGGAAUUAUUUGUUUUUAUUGUGAUUGUAGUCAAUUGACACGCCUCUCUCGCCUUAACGGAUGGCAGUGACCAUGUUACCAUAGUGUGUAUGUGUGGGUAUAGUAAAGUUCAAAGGUGUUUUCUUUCAGUUGGCUAGAGCUGAAACACGCCAAACGUCUGCGCUGGUCACAUGAUUAUUUGACAGCCAUUUUUUUGUCUGUUAUUUUUUGCCACUGUGCUUGUUGCCAUGGAAACCUGCAUUCACCAGUCACAUGUUGGACUACUCACAGACAGUGGGCUGGUUCUAGUUGGGACUUUCCUGACCUGUUGCUCUAAUAUCUGCAUGGUCGCAGCAGACAGACGGGACUGGAAUGUCUGCCAUUGUGACAUCCUAAUGCAGGGUUCCAGAAUGUUCGGAACAUAGAGAUGGGAUCUGAUAAUCGGAUAAGUGAAAUACCGGUAUGUAACUCGUAUCAUACCAAGUCGAAGUGGGCUACAACUUUGUUCUACCCAGUAAAACAAAGCAGAAAAGGCUCGUCUUUGAGUCCCAAAUGAGUUUUGGUUUCUGAAAUAGCCGCUUGAAUGAUGCUCUGUUGAGUCACAAUGAUGCGUUCCAGAAUGUUUAACAGGAGGUGGGGAAGGGCAGUGCUGAAAGCAAAGCUCCACAGGGACCGUUGCGGAAUGCAAACGUCAGGGCUGGACUAGAACCAAAAAAUGGGGCAUUUUUGGCUCAAACUCGUCCCUCCCAGACACCCAAGCCAUUUUCUUCCUGUAUUUUGCUUGACUCACUCCAUUGUCUAUAUUAAAGAUGUACCAAUAGGCCGCCUCCUCAACAACAAAAAAACCCAAAAUGAAACAAACAUAAACAACAAUAUAAAUAUAAACAACAUCGGCCCCUGGUGACUGUCAGCCCUUCAGGAAAAUGCCCUGCAUGCCAGAUGACCGGUCCAGCCCUGUCAAACGCCACAUCUCCCCAUCACCACCACCACCCUGAUGCAAGUGAAUGAGCCUGUAAAUGAAUGAGAAUAUUGAUCUGGAAUUGUAACUGUGUUUGCUUUGCUGCAAGAGGAAGCUCAUCGGUUUGAGUUGUCACGCACCAAGGCUAAUUGUCGCAUUAGUGGUUAAUUUGUAUAACGUUUUUUUGUUUGUUUCUGUUUCGUUUUUGUUUUUUUUAAAGUCCAGGGAAUUCUGUGCAUGAUGGCAGACUUAUGCUAUUUCCAAGAAGGACAGUGACGUGUCAGCUGCCACCUUGGGGGUUAAAAAAAAAAGACACAAUGUGAUUGGCUGGAUGUUAUAGGGGUGACGUCAUUCCAUGCAAUGUCACAACCGUGUUUGAAGUUACGGUUACACUGUGCCAAUCUUAAAUCUACAUAGCACCAAGCUACACCUUUGUUUUCUUUCCACAGCCUCUUGCCCAUUGGUUGGGACACAUGAAUUGAUGAUGGUUUGGCUGUCCACAGCAGGAGUGCUCUCUCCAUGGGUCCAACUGAAUAUGUAACCUCCUGUCCUCCCCUUUUGCUUAUAGCCUCGUGCUUUGUUGAUGCCCUGCCUCUUUGGUGAAAACGACAACAACUUUUGGGGGACUUUUGCCUUUUCAACAUCCCAAUUGCAAAUGAGAAAAUAACCUUCGAAUUGCUCCUUUGUGACAUUUUGAAUAAAACUUUUGUCAAUGACGCCCUGUCUUGCAUCAUGAGGCCACAAGCAAAAGGAGUCGACGGGAUAGAUAUUGAGUUAGGCCCUCUAUCUCUGGACCCAAAGCUGGAACUCCAUUGGGCCGUUCGGCACCAAAGUCUAGAAUCCAGAAGCGUCUGUUACACUCUGGUCCAGUGGUCCAGCUUAGAACUCCAGCAAGGUUCCAUAAUCCGGACCUUUCCAGAACUUCCUCCCAUUCCAUGUUGUGCCCGAGAGUUCCUCUGUGGAGAGGCAGACUGACUCAACUCCACUCAGACUUGAUUCCAAACGUUCAAGAUAUUCCACUGUUUCUCCAUUUAAAAUGUGUCCUUUAACCCACAGGCUGAGAGGGAAGCUGUGUGUGUGUGUGUGUGUGUGUGUGUGUGUGUGUGUGCGUGCAUGCGUCAACCUACCCUUUGCCUCCCUUUUAGACUGUGAUGUUCGUUCCCACCCGGCCUCUCCCUGAGCCAUCAUCUGAGGUAGCCUUCAUCAUCCCCUCCCUCUUCCUCUUCCUGCCACUCAUCUUUCUACACCCACUGUGAUUGGAUCUCACGUUAGAUCCCACCCCUCUCCCCUCCCCUCCCCCAUUUGCCCCGCCCCUCUGUACAUACUGUAAGCUAAUUUAAAUCUCCUUCCUGUUUCCUGUCUGUACAGCCUGUGAUUGGUUCCUUCUCUUCUUCUCUGACGCGUGUUUUCAACUGUACUGGGACCAGUUUCACGUCUUCUACAGCGCUUGGUUGCUUCGGUUCUUUUUUGUUAUUUUGAUUUUUAAUUAUUUUUUCUGCUUUUUUUCUUAUUUGGUAUUAUUGUCUUAAAAUUGUAUGUUUUUUUUAUUUGCAUCUGUUUUCUAGUGUUUUGUUAUUCCAAAUUUGAAUAUAUAUGUAUAUAUAAUUAUAUAUAUGAUUUAAAAUUUAUAUAUAAUUAUAUCGUGCCUCAUGGCCUUUCUAAGCAAGAUAUUGUUGAACUCUAAUAAAAGUGCUUGAGAUUUUA
Messenger RNA from Engraulis encrasicolus (European anchovy), 7459 nucleotides. It is a transcript of the gene ptpra, whose product is annotated as protein tyrosine phosphatase receptor type A. The transcript has 23 exons. Lineage: Eukaryota; Metazoa; Chordata; Actinopteri; Clupeiformes; Engraulidae. Gene Ontology annotation, biological process: protein dephosphorylation. Gene Ontology annotation, molecular function: protein tyrosine phosphatase activity. The coding region runs from base 435 to 3020 and encodes 861 amino acids. The record is from RefSeq and is a predicted model, not a curated record.